CGAGGCUUUGGGGGGUGUGCUGCUUCCAUUCCAUAGGCUCUCACGCAAUCUUAAAAAAGCCACUAAUAAAUACCUGAAGCAAGGCAAACACCUUCGCUUUAGAUACAUCUGUAAGUGUGGGGUUGUUGUUUUAUGUUCACUAUUCUAGUGUGAGGUUUUUUUAAAACAGGGAUUUCUUUAUUAAGGUGCAUUUAGUUUCGUUUUUUUUUUCAGUCUUUGUAUUCACCAUGACGGCGACUUUAGACUAUCUGGUAGUUUUAUUUAAUACAACAUCUGGGUUCAACGGGGCUAAUUUGGGAUCUGAUGAAAAGGAACUCGUUCAAUUGAUGUGGCAAGUUGUGGAUUUGUCGAACAAGAAGACUGGAAAACUCCGUGAAGUUUUAGUAAGACCUGAUAAUUUGGAACUGACAGAAGAAUUCAAAGAAGCAACUGGCCUUCAAGAAGAAGCAAUUUCCGCAGCUGAUCCUUUGGAGCAGUUCUUAAAUCAGUUUAACCAGCUGAUGGCUAAUGAACCAAGUCUUGGAGUGGGAGCUUCAUUCUGUCUAUGUACUGAUGGGCAGCUUCAUAUCAGACAAGUCCUUCACCCAGAGGCAUCCAACAAGAAUGUCAUGCUGCCUGAAUGUUUUCAUUCAUUUUUUGACCUGCGAAAAGAAUUCAAGAAAUGUUGUCCUGAUUCACCUGAUCUUAAAGACCUGGAUGUUCAAGUUAUGGCCAAUUACUUAAACAUAGAAACUGAUCCAAGCGGUUACAGAGGGGCAGCUUUCCAGGUUCAAACUAUGGUUAACAUCAUUCUGAAACUGAUUUCAGACCCAAUCCACCAUAGAUUCUCUAAUCCAGAAAGAGUAAACCACAAAUUUGAAACGGGUACCUGCAGCAAAAUGGAAAUCGUUGAUGACAACACUGUGAUCCGAGCACGGGGGUUGCCCUGGCAAUCCUCUGACCAGGACAUUGCCAGAUUUUUCCGGGGUCUCAACAUUGCAAAAGGGGGAGCUGCACUCUGUCUAAACGCACAAGGAAGAAGGAAUGGGGAGGCGUUGGUAAGAUUUGUGAGUGAGGAACACAGAGACCUAGCGCUGCAAAGACACAAACACCACAUGGGAAAUCGAUACAUUGAGGUUUACAAAGCCACAGGCGAGGAUUUCCUUAAAAUUGCUGGAGGUACUUCCAAUGAAGUAGCUCAGUUCCUCUCCAAAGAGAACCAAGUGAUCGUUCGCAUGCGUGGUCUCCCAUUCACCGCCACUGCUGAAGAAGUGUUAGCAUUUCUUGGUCCCAGCUGCCCUGUCACCGAUGAGAAAGAAGGAAUCCUUUUUGUCAAGUACCCUGAUGGCAGGCCUACGGGGGAUGCUUUUGUAUUAUUUGCUUGUGAGGAAUUCUCACAAAACGCCCUUAAGAAACACAAGGACAUUCUGGGGAAGAGGUACAUCGAACUGUUUAAAAGCACUGCAGCAGAGGUGCAGCAGGUGUUGAAGAGGUAUACAUCUGCGCCUCUCAUUCCUAUAGCCCCUCCCAUCAUUCCUGUACUACCUCAGCCAUUCGUGCCCCCUCCCAGCGUCAGAGAUUGUGUCCGUCUGAGGGGCCUACCCUACAUUGCAUCCAUCGAGGACAUACUGGAGUUUCUCGCAGAGUUUACUAUGGACAUCAGGCCUCAUGGCAUCCACAUGGUGUUAAACCAGCAGGGUCGUCCUUCAGGAGACGCCUUCAUCCAGAUGAAAUCCCCAGAGUGGGCUUUCCUGACAGCGCAGAAGUGUCACAAGAGAACCAUGAAGGGCCGCUACGUGGAAGUCUUUCAGUGUUCAGCAGAAGAUAUGAAUAUUGUAUUAAUGGGGGGCACAUUAAAUCGGAAUGGCCUGUCCCCUCCGCCAUGUAAGUUACGACGUCUGUCUUCUCCUGGGUAUGUCUAUCCUCCCCCUACAGCCGUUAUCCCUGCAGAAGCUGCUGGACUCUACCAGCCCCAAAUGCUUCUCAAUCCCCGGGCCCUGCAGCCUCCCACAGCUUUCUACCCCGCUGGCACUCAGCUCUUUGUGAACUACGCUGCAUACUACCCAAGCCCCUCUGGCUCCCCAAACAGCCUGAACUACUUUGCCUCGCCUGCUGCCACCUCCACCGUGGCUCAGCCUGGACCGAUGGUCAGGAUGCAGAGUCUGGCCUAUAGCAACACAGGUGUCAAGGAUAUUCUCAACUUUUUCCAGGGCUACCAGUAUGCAUCAGAAGAUGGACUUGUACAUGCACAUGACCAAGCCAGGACACUACUCGCACAUCCCAAAGAAUGGGUCUGUAUUUAAAGGACCCUUCCCAUUAAACAUCUUGUGAAGAAAAGGAAGAAUCGUCCUGAGUCUGUGAUAAUGAUGAUGAUGAAUAAUUUGCAUGAACAGCCCAGCAGCAAUGCCUUAUUGACAUGUCCGCCUUGCAGUCAGCCAAGCAAAUGAACAGCCCAGCAGCAAUGCCUUAUUGACAUGCCCCGCCCUGCAGUCAGCCAAGCAAGCUGUGCAAGACAGGAACCAUUCUCACAUUGGGUUCCACUGUGUGGACCUUCAGCUGCUGUAGAAAGGCCAACGCGCAAUAUCAUGGGGACACAUUAUAAAACCUUGUGAGUCGAAUAACAAAGUGGAGCUUAACGCAUGUUUAAAAAAAUAAAUAAAUAAUUGAUUUAGUGUAGCUUUUGCCUGAACUUUUUUGAUGUAAAUAAUAAGCUUGAGUAUCUCGGAUUUCUAAAUUCAUGUGUAUGUAAAGUAAAAGUAUCUUUUUUUUUAAAUGAAUGCAGAAAAAGCUCAUUGCUGUAGCAGCUUUAUUUUGAAUUGCACAAGGUGUUACUUGAAGCCUUAAACUGAAAAUGUUAGCCACUGCAUUAUUGUAUAUGCCAAUGCAAACCCAAUGCCUGUUACUGUUUGUUUUUGUUUGUUUGUAUACUGUUGUAUCGUACAAUAUUGCAUGCAAUGUUCAAGAGGGGAGAGAGAAGGAUUAUGGGUUGUUGGUUUUCAUGUCCAGCUUAUCAAUCCUCAAGGAGCUGUAGUGCCAAUAAAGAAGAAUCUUCAUGCCAACAAUAACCAAGUCCAGAUAGACAAGCCAGCCUUUUUAGUUAAAUAGUUCAUAGGGAAUACAGCACUUAAGUAAGAACAUCUUCAAAUACAGGUAUUAUCAUGAUUCAAUUACUAACAGUUAAGCAUCAAGGCUGACAAUAUGCAUUUCCAGCCUUAUGUAGUAACCAUGUCAUAGUAAACCUGCAUCUGAUAAUAGUAUUGCUAUUUUAAAUACUUUGUAAAUUAUAUUAAAUAAAAAAAAUAAAUAAAUAAAUAUAUAUAUAUAUAUAUAUAUAUAUAUAUAUAUAUAUAUAUUAGUCAAGAGUUGUAAAGUCUGCACAGGGAUUGCAUUAGUUGUUUGCUAUGUGAACAUUUAUUUAGUUACUUAGUCUUAAGAAAAUGGUCACACUAAAUAAAACCAAUGGAAUUGGUUGGUUUUAUGUUCCAAAGAAUAAUAAGUCAGUGACAUGCUGUAGCUGCAGGUAUCACUGAAUGUAGAAAAACUACAGGUGAGACCGUGAUUUAAUGCUCGCAAAGCAGACAAAAAUGUUAUAAUUCUCUAACGCUUUAAUAGUGUUCAAGUCAACACUGUAUAAACUGCUUGCUCAAUUUGUUUCACUGGUAUCCUAUAGAUAGAUAUAUUGCACAAUGAUUUUAUAUUUAAAUGUUUACACUUGCUUUCCAGCCUGUUAUGCCAAAUUGAAGCUACAAGAAAUUCUAGUGAAUGUCAACAAGACUGACUGUUUUCUUGUACAGUGUGUUGCCAAAUGCUUGAACUGCAUGUUCAUUUCAAAUAAAUAUGCAGCAAUUGGAUUUAAAUCAAAACCAGUAUUCAUUGCAUUACUAAACUUGUUAGCAUUUAGAGACACAAUUGGUAAGUCAAUUGAUACCAUUUAAUUCAUUUUCAAUGAAUGGUGCAAUGUAUUACUAAACUGUAUUCCUUCUCCCUGUAGCAUCAAAAAUAAAAUUCAGCUAUUCAGUCAUUUGCAAACUAUUCAAAUCUUCAGGACUGGAAAUAUAUAUAUAUAUAUAUAUAUAUAUAUAUAUAUAUAUAUAUAUAUAUAUAU
Molecule: messenger RNA, 4084 nt
Organism: Acipenser ruthenus (sterlet)
Lineage: Eukaryota; Metazoa; Chordata; Actinopteri; Acipenseriformes; Acipenseridae
Product: epithelial splicing regulatory protein 1-like
Exons: 16
Coding region: 228-2282 (684 amino acids)
Cellular component (GO): ribonucleoprotein complex
Molecular function (GO): RNA binding
Source: RefSeq, a predicted model, not a curated record